Messenger RNA from Clonostachys byssicola, 282 nucleotides. Lineage: Eukaryota; Fungi; Ascomycota; Sordariomycetes; Hypocreales; Bionectriaceae. The record is from the annotation of a GenBank genome assembly.
AUGCAUUUCAUCUCAAUCGUCGCUGCCCUUGCCCUUGCCAGUGGUACCCAAGCCUGGACCAAAGAUGGCCAGGGAAAUUGGGUUGCCAAUAACAAUUGUUUCGCAACGCAAAGCUCAUACAAUCCUUGCACUUUAGCGAAUGUGCAUGAGUCAUGCACAAGAAUGAAUGACAACACUGUCAUUUAUCGCAACAACGAGGCUUGUGCUUACUGGACUGACGGCGCUGGUACUAUCAAGCGCGGACAUAAGUGUAUUCGCCCUCGAAGUUUGCGCAAAUGGUGA